GUGCCGAUCUAUAGUCCACGAGCGCCAACACCUAUCGCACCGUACACUCAAGGCGUAAGAGCCGGUGAUUAUGUGUUCAUAACGGGACAGAUAUCUACCGAUGUUAAGACUGGUGAGCCUGUCGUGGGAUCACUACGAGUCCAAUACGAGACCACAUUCAACAAUGUCUUAGCCGUGACCGAAGCCGCCGGUGGAACGGCUCAUGAUAUCGUAAAACUGGGAAUAUUUGUCACAGAUAUCCAACAAAUCCAAGUCCUCAAUGAAGUUACAAAGAAAAUAUUCCGUGAGCCCUACCCGGCCCGCAAUGUCGUGCCCGUCAAUAAGAUACCCCGGGGCGGGAACAUUGAAAUCGAUGCCAUCGUAUAUUUGCCACAAAAUAAAUAA
Messenger RNA from Oppiella nova, 384 nucleotides. Lineage: Eukaryota; Metazoa; Arthropoda; Arachnida; Sarcoptiformes; Oppiidae. The record is from the annotation of a GenBank genome assembly.